AUGAAUUUUGAACACUACAGCGAAGUGAACUUGAGCGAAGGAAGUCACUCCAGACAGCGCUUACGUGAACGUGCGUUGUUGCAGCAAGACUCGCCAAUGCACCGAGGCAACAAACCUCAUCAAAGUUUGCAAGAGUUCACCAGAUCCAACAAACACGUUUCAACAUUUAGCAACAUUGCCUAUAGACAAGAUAUUUGCAGUGCUAAUAUGACUCGCAACAGUCUGAUGAAUUAUCGUAAAAACAUCGGUUUGCAUGAGAGGCAGCAGCAGUCAAGUGUAAAUAAAAGUUUUAAAAAGAGGAAACUAUCUGGCAAGGACUCAUCAGAAGUACCGUUCACAAUCAGUGGUGACAGUGAUAAUUAUAUCGAUAACAAAAGUUGUUACAACGCGUCGCAAUAUUCAUUUCAAAGUCAGCAUCAGCUCCACAGUCAUCGUCGCCAUCGACAUCCCUCACCUCAUCCCAACUGCUGCUACACCGACAAUGAAGAACGUGGGAAGGUUAUAUUGAAAUCUAUCACCUCGAUUAAUAAUGCUGAUGCAAGAAAUCGGUCCUCCAUCUGCGACAACACCUUGGACGACAUCAGAGACCACAAAGGGAUCAGUCGCAGGUCUAGCCAAUCAAAAUUCAUUAGGAGAUGUAGCAGCGUCAUUUCAUUUCGACAACUUCUGGCAAGUGCUAGUGAGACAGAUAAUGACAGCAAAAUGAAUGAUACAAGUAUGAUGCCGAACGACAAUGACAACAAAAAUUGUAGUCCCAAGAAUCCACUCGAGAACACUGGAAAACUGCGAACUGGAGAAAUUUUGGCAAGGCUGGACAUGAUGAGAAAAAAUUUAGCUGACAAUUGUUUGCAGAAAUUUGGCAGACAUUGCAUUCCAUUGAUGAAAACAUUGAACAAGGACAUCAUCUACGACAAUGUAUUGGAAGCCUCUAUGGGUCUCACUAAAAACAACAACAUGAAGCAACCAAGUUUUGUGAAACGUCUUCUACUUUCCAAACAACUCACCAACGUUAAAAAUGGUUUCUACGUCUCUUGCAUGCUCCAAUCAGCUGGAAAAGUGUUAGUGACGUCACACAAUAUGCUUCCAACUGUAAGGGUUGAUUUGGACAACGUGUCUGACUUGGAGUCCCAUUUCUAUUGGCUGAUGAAAGUUACAAGUGAUUGGUCCCUGAUGAGAAAUUUGAAACAAGUGAUGAAGAGCGAAUUAACAAGCUGCAAGAAAUUAGAACCAAACAUCUUUCACGAAAAAUACGCCAUUUUGAGAGCUGUCAACGUUUUGCAAAAGAUAACUGGAAUUGAGAAGUUGGGUCAUCUGCACACCAACAUCGUGAAAGGAACAAAUUACAGCGUCUUUAUGUUCAUCGACAACGACAUCAACGCUGAAUCAAAAUCUUCCACACCAUCUCUUACUUCAUCACCAGUUUCAUCAUCAUUUUUAUCGACACUGAAAUGGAUGUCAUUAGACAAGUUAUCUUCAUCACCAGUGUCAAACAAACAACUGAAAACUAAUGGAGUGUUGAACGAUCUAACCAGCAACUGCAAGGAACUUUUAACGGAGUCCAAAAAUUUGAACGAACAACUGAAGGAUGGAGUGUACAUAAGCUAUCUCUACAUGACUUGUCACUUGCAACACGGAUUGCAGGUUCUCGUCUCCAAAGAUACCCCCAACAACUUUCCAUCCAUCAGAAUGAACGAUGACCACAACAGUAGCAGUGGAACAUCGACGACGAACAAUUGUGCAAACAUCUUGAAUGAACUGAAAAGUAGAAAUUUUGAAGCUAUCGACGAUAAUUUUAAAAGCACAAUGUUUUCUACCAUGCCUCAGUUCGAUGAUGUAACAUUCGCACAGCUACCAAUUACCCCAGAAACAUCACCAGCAUCAUCUCCAUCAUCGGCAACACAGCAAACAAACAGAGGCACAUUUGAUGAUGGAGUCGCUCUUUCCAACCGUCUACAUACAUCCAUCAUACCUCUCAACGACCAAGUUAAAAUGAUACUGCUUGCUCCUCCCCAGUCUCUCUUCUGUCCCCUCAUCAACCACACUCCUGUAGCACCACUGCCCUCUUCCUUCUUCCUACCUCUGCGUGCCUUUGAAUCGAUCCAGCUGAGAACAUACCAACCGCAAAUCUUCCAAAAAUAUUGUCAAGUGUCCGUCAUUAUGGAAAUGGCUGUUGAAAUAUACAGAAACCGCAAGGCUGUCCUGUAUGCAGGAAGCAAACAUUCCCAGGAAGAAUACACGUCAGAACUUGCAUCGGUGAAUUUGAUGUUGAGUGAAUUGAAGAAGGACAUGGAGGAAACAUGGAAGAAGUAUCGAUGGAUUGGAGAUCUCAUCAGCCAAGCCCGUUUACCUGUCUCUGAAAACUUCAUCAGCCUGCAUCAGUUUUUGUAA
Messenger RNA from Helobdella robusta, 2388 nucleotides. RefSeq lists its product as hypothetical. The transcript has a single exon. NCBI's taxonomy places the organism in Eukaryota, Metazoa, Annelida, Clitellata, Rhynchobdellida, Glossiphoniidae. The coding region runs from base 1 to 2388 and encodes 795 amino acids. Gene Ontology annotation, cellular component: spindle. Gene Ontology annotation, biological process: establishment of mitotic spindle orientation; regulation of establishment of bipolar cell polarity. The record is from RefSeq and is a predicted model, not a curated record.